This is a messenger RNA of Spinacia oleracea (spinach), 917 nucleotides long. Its product is annotated as universal stress protein A-like protein. The coding region runs from base 97 to 624 and encodes 175 amino acids. Lineage: Eukaryota; Viridiplantae; Streptophyta; Magnoliopsida; Caryophyllales; Amaranthaceae. The record is from RefSeq and is a predicted model, not a curated record. The transcript has 4 exons.
GUUGAUAACCCAUCUUAUUUCUUAUAUACACCCAGCCCAAAAUCAAACUAAAAUUAAUUUUAAUUAAACACUCAAAUCUAAAAAUAAAACUUAAAAAUGAAGGUGAUGAUAGCACUAGAUGAAAGUAAAGGGAGUUUAUAUGCUCUUAAUUGGGUUUUGUCUAAUAUUUUGAAGCCUAUUAUUACUACUACAACUGCUGCCGAAGAACAGAAGGAGGUUUUGGUGUACCUUGUUCAUGUUAACCUUCCUUUCCAAACUUAUGUUUACCCUGCUGGACCUGUUGUGUAUACAACAACUUCGGUCUUAGAAUCUGUUAAGCAGGCACAAGAUAAAAUAUCAGCAGGUAUUUUCGCCAGGGCUUUAAAGAGUUGUGAAGAAAUGAAGAUAAAAACAGAAGCAUUAGCUAUGCGUGGAGAGCCGAAGGAGGUAAUUUGUCAACUUGCUGAGCAGAAACAUGUUGACCUUUUGGUUGUCGGUAGCCGUGGUCUUGGCAUGCUCAAAAGGGCCUUCCUAGGAAGCGUUAGCGAUUACUGUACACACCAUGCACAUUGCCCUGUGUUGAUUGUAAAGCCGCCGAAGGAGUUCACUAACAUGCAUGAACAAGUCCCCCAAACAACAGCCUAAGUAGGAUGAAGAUGGAAACGACUCCAUAAUUUCCGUCCUAGAUGUAUUGUUAGUUUUUGAAUUGUUGUAUCGUUUCUGGAAGGAGCUGAGCCAGAGGUGUUUGUAGUACUUCAAUUCUUAGUUCGUAUGAUGGAGGUAUAAUUGUUUUUUUUUUUGAGAGAAUAUUAUGGGAGUAUAGUUGAAUGUUUGUUUAUGUAGUUAAGCAUUUUGUUGGAUAUAGGCCAAGUCAUGUAACAAUUUGGAUUGCUUCUAUACAUACAGUAAUAUCUGUCAAGUAUAUAUUUACAGUAACA